AUGGCUACCGCAACUGUCCUCGAAAAGACCAACAUUGGUGUUUACACCAACACCAACCACGACUUGUGGGUCGCGGAAUCGAAACCGACGCUCGAGGAGGUGAAGAGUGGCGAGAGCUUGAAGCCCGGUGAGGUAACAGUUCAGGUUCGCAGUACCGGAAUUUGCGGAUCUGACGUGCAUUUCUGGCAUGCCGGCUGCAUUGGUCCCAUGAUUGUCACGGGAGACCACAUCCUGGGUCACGAGUCGGCCGGUGAAGUGAUUGCAGUUGCCUCCGAUGUCACCCAUCUCAAGCCAGGCGACCGUGUCGCCGUCGAGCCCAACAUUCCCUGCCACGCUUGCGAGCCUUGCCUGACUGGACGUUACAACGGUUGUGACAAGGUGCUUUUCCUGUCCACUCCUCCCGUAGACGGUUUGCUGCGGCGCUAUGUCAACCACCCAGCUGUGUGGUGCCACAAGAUCGGUGAUAUGAGCUAUGAGGAUGGCGCUCUGUUGGAACCCCUCAGCGUGUCUUUGGCUGCGAUUGAGCGAAGCGGGCUUCGCUUGGGCGACCCUGUUCUUGUCACCGGUGCUGGUCCCAUCGGUUUGAUCACUCUCCUCAGUGCCCGCGCCGCCGGCGCAACACCCAUUGUCAUCACCGAUAUCGACGAGGGAAGACUAGCAUUUGCUAAGUCGUUGGUUCCCGAGGUUAUCACCUACAAGGUGCAGACCAAUCUGUCCGCCGAGGAUAACGCUGCGGGUAUUAUCGAUGCCUUUAACGAUGGCCAGGGCUCCGCUCCUGAUGCUCUGAAGCCUAAGCUGGCACUGGAGUGCACUGGAGUUGAGAGCAGUGUCGCAUCUGCCAUCUGGAGUGUCAAGUUCGGUGGCAAGGUCUUCGUGAUCGGUGUGGGCAAGAACGAGAUGAAGAUUCCGUUCAUGCGCCUGAGUACCCAAGAGAUCGACCUUCAGUACCAGUACCGCUACUGCAACACCUGGCCCCGCGCCAUUCGCCUUGUGAGGAACGGUGUCAUCAGCCUGAAGAAGCUUGUUACACAUCGCUUCCUCUUGGAGGACGCUCUCAAGGCCUUCGAAACUGCUGCAGACCCCAAGACUGGAGCCAUCAAGGUUCAGAUCAUGAGCAACGAGGAGGAUGUGAAAGCCGCUUCAGCUUGA
Aspergillus bombycis is the source of this 1149-nucleotide messenger RNA. RefSeq names its product NAD(P)-dependent alcohol dehydrogenase. The record is from RefSeq and is a predicted model, not a curated record. Bases 1 to 1149 code for a protein of 382 amino acids. The transcript is spliced from 2 exons. Gene Ontology annotation, biological process: D-sorbitol catabolic process. Gene Ontology annotation, molecular function: zinc ion binding; L-iditol 2-dehydrogenase (NAD+) activity. Lineage: Eukaryota; Fungi; Ascomycota; Eurotiomycetes; Eurotiales; Aspergillaceae.